AAUGUACGCACUCGUUGAUAAUUCGACCGAUGGUAUUGACAAUUUAGACAAACUGAAGAACUUUGUUUACGUAGAUACCCUGGUAAAUUCCAUGACAAUCGAUGAUGAAGGUUCGGCGUCGGUGGUAUUGAAUGGCCUUGAUAUCGUUCUUGUCGAGCCAACGUACCCAACCAAAGUCUCUGACGUUACCUUCAACUGGUGGCUUGAUACAACGGAAGGCUUGGCUGUCACGUGUUUAUUGUCAGCGAUCGCAUGUAUUUUCCUACUUAGUAUGUGCCUCUGUUGUUGCUGGAAAUGCUGUGGUGAUCGAAUAGGAGCUUGGUUUAAGAAAUGCUGCAAGCGCAAAAAGAAAAAGUUGGAAUUGGUUGAUGAGAGAACAUCUGGUUGGGAAAUGAGAUCCAACGAUGUCGGACCCAGUGAGCGGCCACAAAUGGACACAACGCCUGAAGAAGUGGUUGAAACCAGUCCGGUUGUACCGAAACCACAAACAGUACCACCAGGUGGUAAUUACACGCUUGGAGGAGUAUUCGAUUACAGAUACGCUGGACGUCCGCACCCAUCUGGCCCGCAACACCUAAAGCAGAAAGAAAUGCCACCGCUGAUUUUGCCGCCAACUCCUACAUCUUCAAAGAGCGCCCCGAAGAAGGAAGGAGAAAGCUCACAGUCAUUACAGCCAUUACUCAAGAAAGCAUCCCCGAUGUUACAUAGACAACCCGGAAGAGUUUCCCCGGAAGUUGGAGGAAUAGAAAACAGUUCUAGCUCAACAGUGGACGAGUCCAAGUAUGAUGGUAACGUCUACGACAAAGUGACUGGUAAGACGUACAAUUUUAAUACUGAAAGUGGAGAAUCGUCGUGGGAUCCUCCAUCGCGUCGUCUUCCGCCACAUGGUGCACAUAACUUUGACGUGUAAUGUGUCGUUAUAACGUGUACACAGAACUAUCUCCAUGCAGUCAGCACUUACAUUAGUG
This is a messenger RNA of Saccoglossus kowalevskii, 968 nucleotides long. RefSeq names its product protocadherin-15-like. The record is from RefSeq and is a predicted model, not a curated record. Gene Ontology annotation, cellular component: catenin complex; plasma membrane; adherens junction. Gene Ontology annotation, biological process: adherens junction organization; cell morphogenesis; cell-cell adhesion mediated by cadherin. Lineage: Eukaryota; Metazoa; Hemichordata; Enteropneusta; Harrimaniidae. Gene Ontology annotation, molecular function: beta-catenin binding; calcium ion binding; cadherin binding.